AUGUCGAGCGCAGGCUUGCCCGACAUUCCCGCGUCGGAACAACUCGACGACUGGCAGGCGACGACACUCACCUCACUUGAACGCACCGGCGGUUGCAUCUCCCUGGUCGCCGUUUUUCUCAUAUUCAUCACCUACUACCUUGCUCCCGAAGUGCGCAAUGUACAGAAUCGCUUCAUUGCAUUCGCGAGCGUCGCCAACGUGGGCGCCAGCAUCGCCAGCAUCAUCGCCAUGGACGGGCUGAAUGCUGGCAAGGAAUCCUCUCUGUGUCAGACGCAGGCGUUCCUCUUCGAGAUGUUCAUGCAGAGCGACCCCUGGUGGUCGCUCGCCAUGGCCGUCAAUGUCUUUCUCGUCUUCUUUUUCCGCGCCAAACCAGACUCGUUCCAACGGUGGUGGUGGCUCUACUGCAUUGUCUGCUACGGGGGACCAUUUUGCAUUGCCCUGACUCUCCUGGUCAUCAGAGAUGAUGAGCGGGGCUUGGUGUAUGGUGAGGCCACUAUUUGGUGCUGGGUAGACCGUGAGUGGGACGAUAUCCGCAUUUACACGUACUACAUGCUCAUCUGGAUCUGCAUUGUCGGUUCCAUUGGCCUCUAUACUGCCGUCGGCUAUCUCGUCUGGCGCACGCGGAACAAAGUUCACUCCUUUUCCAACACUUUACUACAACACACAUCCGACGACUCAGUCAAAAACUCUCCUGACUGCCCCCCUCAUCUCCUCUCCUCGCGGCAGUUCCGGCUUGCCAGACAAUGGUCAGGGUCAUUGAAGCUGCCAGAGGUUCCGUGCGAUGGCUUCUACGGCACCGUUAUCACCGAGGUCCAGAUAUUUCACACAGCGGCCACGAUGCCGAACCCGCCCUCCGAACCGAAAAGGGCCGCCCUGCCUUCACUCGACCGCGACAGGACCAUGGCAGACACAGUCCCGACGCAGAGACAGGUGCCGACGGUGCCGAGUCAGUACUCAACCUUUGUCACAGCCACCCCUGCGCAGCCCAUGCAAAAAUCGCCCAAGGAGAAGAAGUACAUGGGUCUCCUGGCCAAAUUCGGCAUCGCUGAUCCCAUAAAGCGCGCCUAUCUACGAACGAGCGUGCUAUUCGCGAUCAGUGUCCUGGUGACCUGGAUCCCCAGCAGCAUGAACCGCAUCCACAGCUGGCGAACAGCCUCGUCGCCGUAUGGGUAUCACGUCGCUACCGCCGCUGUGCUGCCCUUGCAGGGACUCUGGAACGCCGUCAUCUUCUUCAUCACGAGCAAGAAGAUGCUUCGCAACGCGUGGCGCCGCUGGCGAGAUGAGCGCAACGGCGUGUCGCAGCACCUGGAUGCGCGGCUGGAGCAGAUCGCCAGCAACAUGGCCCGGCGACAGCGGGAUGAAGAGGAAAGCAGCGACGACGGCGAGAUGGGCACGAUGAGCAGCGAUGUGGAGCUGAGAGGAAUGACUGACUCCACGAAAAAGAGCUCCGAUAGAUUCUGA
Molecule: messenger RNA, 1461 nt
Organism: Emericellopsis cladophorae
Lineage: Eukaryota; Fungi; Ascomycota; Sordariomycetes; Hypocreales; Bionectriaceae
Product: Cyclic AMP receptor-like protein A-like protein
Exons: 2
Coding region: 1-1461 (486 amino acids)
Biological process (GO): cell surface receptor signaling pathway; adenylate cyclase-activating G protein-coupled receptor signaling pathway
Cellular component (GO): plasma membrane
Molecular function (GO): G protein-coupled receptor activity
Source: RefSeq, a predicted model, not a curated record